Suillus bovinus is the source of this 438-nucleotide messenger RNA. RefSeq lists its product as uncharacterized. The record is from RefSeq and is a predicted model, not a curated record. The transcript has a single exon. Lineage: Eukaryota; Fungi; Basidiomycota; Agaricomycetes; Boletales; Suillaceae. The coding region runs from base 58 to 357 and encodes 99 amino acids.
UUAUCAUUUUCUCGACUUCUGCUAUCUGGUCUGUUGUUCAAGUCUGAUCUAGAUGCCAUGGAUAAGGCCCUGCAUACCUUUCACAAGGAGCAUCACAUUUUCAAGGAUGUCGGCAUCACUCCAGAUGGAAUCUCUCUACCCCGACAACAUUCUUUGUGUCAUUACCGUUAUCUAAUACAGCAGUUCAGCACUCCCAAUGGAUUAUGUUCUUCUCUCACAGAGUCAAAACACUGUAAGGCAGUCAAGGAGCCCUGGAGACACUCAAGUGGAUAUCUACCCCUUGGUCAAAUGCUAGGUAAAAUCAAUAUUUGGGAAAUAACUGUAUGUUUCACUCAUUUUCUGGUGCAUCAAGACUGACAAGCCCUUUCAGGAGAUGCAGCAUUCCAAGGAUCCUCUGAGUGCGAAACUGCUAGCAAGGAUAUCUGGAGCUCACAAUGU